CAGCGUUUCGUGGCUGCUGCUUUCUUUCGCUCGCUUACUCCUUUCAUUUCACUUUAUUUCGUUCGCAUGCACGCACGUUGGCCGCGGAGCAACAUCUCCAGCAAACAGAAACAGAAACAGAAACCGAAACCAAAACCAAAACCGAAACAGAAACAAAAAAUAAUACAUGAAACGUAAAAAAACCAAACGAAGCUACAAAUACAAAUAACAAAAAACAAAUAACACGGCAGCAGCCGUCGCUCAGACGCGGAACUUGGCUCGAACUAUAGUUUAGUUUUGUCAGUUUCAGUGGCCAGUGGCUAAAGUGCGGUGAUAUCGGGCGAAACGGUUAGCGGUUAACGGUUAACGGCUGACAGCCAGCGGUUCAGUACGCGCCAAAUCCUUUUUUUUCAAGUUUGUCACAGUUUCAGUGGUACUAACGAAAAAAAAAAACAGAAAACACAUCAGUAUAUGUAAAGUAUAGGCAAGAAUCUAAAGCCAAGAGUGUCUCAUUUCGAGGAUCAAAAACGGAGCAGCAACAUCAACCGAUUCAUUAUGUUUACAUAUUUUUUUCGAGUGACUUAAGUUUUGGCAAUGGACGCAGACUGCUUCUCCUUCUAAUCGAACCGAACCCAGUGACCUCGCAACAUGCUGUAGAAGAAGAAGCUAACAAACAAAUGGUUGUUGUGAUCAAAAGUGUCGUUUGAUAUGUGCCUGAAACUCGGUGUGUGCCCAGCCAAAAUGGCCCAGCAUCGUUCGCUUGUCCGUCUCUACCUGCCCACCUAGAAGCGCUGCCCGCCCAGAUGAAUGCCCAGCAGCCGCUGAUCCUGGAGCCUGGAUCCAAGGCCAGCAGUGUUGUUGCGGCAACUGCGGAACUAGAGGCAGCAACUGCCACCGGAUCGCUGGCCACGGCCUCGGCCACGGAGGCUUCUGCAGCGGACAGCUAUACCGCCGUGCAGCAGAACGGUGGCCACGAGGAGCAGCGCCUCAAUGGCAACCAUGGUUGUCGACGCGAGCAGCCGGAGGAUCGGCCGGAUCGGGCGGAUCAGCCGGAGCAGCCGGAUCAGCAGGAUGAGCCCGAGCCAGUCAAGGACGUGGCCAACAAGCUGACCAUUAUCAAGACGCCGCUGAAUAAGACUCUGCUCAAGAAGUGCAACAGCAACGGCAGCCUGCAGCUGCCGCAUGCCAAUAAUGGCAGCAGCAACAACGCCAAUAUUCGCAACAACAGCAGCAACAACAAUAGCAAUAACAAUAACAACAACAACAACAACAAUGUGGCCAGCAACGACGUCUGCGAUUCCGGUUUGCAAAGCGGAAAUAGCAAUGAACAAGAACCAUUUGCCAACAACGAUCGCCAUCACCACAUCUACCACCACCACCACCAUCACUACCAUCAUCACCACGGCGGCGAUAAGAGCGAGGCGAGCGGCGACGUUGCAUCCUCGUCCGCCGCGGAUCUCGCCAUCGCGCAGGUCAAGGACGAGCCCACAGUGCUGGAUGGCCAGGACAAUCAAGCAGCAGGAGCGGCUGCGGGAGCGGCAGGAGCUGCAGAGGCAGGCGGCGCAACUGCGGCUGCAGCCACGUGCAGCCCCAGCAAGUGCAACAAGUGCAACGCGCACAACAACAACAGCAACUGCAACAAUAACAAUAAUACCAUCAGCAACAACAACAAUAACAAUAAUAAUAAUACAAGCAGCAAUACAACCAUUGCCAACAACAACAACAACAACAACAACAGCAACAACAAUAAUAACAAUAACCAUUACAACAAUUACAAUAACUAUUAUAAGAAAAAGUCUCGUAUGCCGCCCAUUUGCCGAAUUAUGACACUGAGCCGUGGCCCGUACAGCGAGCUCGAUAAAAUGAGCCUUUUUCAAGACCUCAAACUCAAACGGCGCAAAAUCGAUUCGCGAUGCAGCAGUGACGGCGAGUCCAUAGCGGACACGUCCACCUCGUCGCCGGACCUGCUGGCGCCCAUGUCGCCGAAGCUCUGCGACAGCGGCUCGGCGGGGGCGUCGAUGGGGGGCACCCUGCCCCUGCCCCUGCCGCUGGCCCUGCCCCUGCCGAUGGCUCUGCCACUGCCCAUGUCGCUGCCCCUGCCCCUUACGGCGGCAUCUUCGGCGGUCACCGUUUCGCUGGCAGCGGUCGUGGCGGCGGUGGCCGAAACGGGUGGAGCUGGAACAGCAGUAACAGCAUCGGGAGCAGGACCCUGCGUCGCCACGUCCUCCACGACGGCAGCGGCAGCCACAUCCUCGACCUCCUCGCUCUCGUCCGCCUCCUCUUCGUCGUCCUCCACGUCCUCCAGCACCUCCUCCGCCUCGCCGACAGCUGGAGCCUCCUCCACGGCCACCUGCCCCGCCAGUAGCAGCAGCAGCAGCAGCAGUGGAAACGGAAACGGGAACGGCAGCGGGGGCAAAAGUGGCAGCAUCAAGCAGGAGCACACGGAGAUACACUCGUCGAGCAGUGCGAUUUCGGCGGCCGCCGCCUCAACGGUGAUGUCACCGCCGCCCGCAGAGACGUCGAGAUCCAGUCCAGCCACGCCCGAAGUGGGCGGACCCGCUGGCGUCGGCAGUGGAGCAACGGGAGGAGGUGCCACGAGCGGCGGACAAGCUGCUGGAGUGGCCAUCAACGAACACCAAAACAAUGGCAAUGGCAGCGGCGGGAGCAGUCGAGCCUCUCCCGAUUCGCUGGAGGAGAAGCCCUCUACCACAACGACCACGGGUCGUCCAACGCUCACGCCCACCAAUGGGGUGCUGUCCUCCGCCUCGGCGGGCACGGGGAUUUCCACAGGAAGCAGCGCCAAGCUGAGCGAGGCCGGUAUGAGUGUGAUACGCUCCGUGAAGGAGGAGCGGCUGCUCAACGUGUCCAGCAAGAUGCUGGCGUUCCAUCAACAGCGGGAGCAAGAGACCAAAGCAGUGGCGGCUGCAGCAGCAGCAGCAGCAGCAGCAGCGGCGGGCCAUGUGACGGUUCUAGUGACGCCAUCGCGCAUCAAAUCGGAGCCACCGCCGCCGGCCUCACCCUCCUCCACAUCCAGCACGCAAAGGGAGAGGGAACGAGAACGCGAUCGGGAGAGGGAUCGCGAGAGGGAACGCGAGCGUGACCGUGAUCGGGAACGGGAACGGGAACAGUCCAUCAGCUCCUCGCAGCAGCACCUCAGCCGGGUCUCCAGUCCACCCACCCAGCUGUCGCACGGCAGCCUGGGCCCCAACAUCGUGCAGACGCACCAUCUUCACCAGCAACUCACACAGCCGCUGACGCUGCGCAAGAGCAGCCCGCCCACAGAGCACCUGCUCAGCCAGUCCAUGCAACAUCUCACCCAGCAGCAGGCCAUCCACCUGCACCACCUACUUGGCCAGCAGCAGCAGGCAUCGCAUCCCCAGCAGCAGCAGCAGCAGCAGCACUCGCCCCACUCCCUGGUGCGGGUGAAAAAGGAACCGAAUGUGGGUCAGCGGCACUUGUCGCCGCACCACCAGCAACAGUCGCCGCUCCUGCAGCACCACCAACAGCAGCAGCAGCAGCAGCAACAGCAGCAGCAUCUACACCAGCAACAGCAGCAGCAGCAGCACCACCAGCAGCAGCCCCAGGCACUGGCCCUCAUGCAUCCCGCUUCCCUGGCGCUGAGGAACAGCAACCGGGAUGCGGCCAUCCUGUUCCGGGUGAAGAGCGAAGUGCACCAGCAGGUGGCCGCCGGGCUGCCGCAUCUGAUGCAGUCCGCCGGUGGAGCAGCGGCCGCCGCCGCAGCAGCAGUGGCCGCGCAGCGAAUGGUGUGCUUCAGCAAUGCCAGGAUCAAUGGCGUGAAGCCGGAGGUGAUUGGAGGACCGCUGGGCAACCUGCGGCCCGUGGGCGUGGGUGGCGGCAACGGAAGUGGCUCCGUGCAGUGUCCCUCGCCGCAUCCUUCCUCCUCGUCGUCCUCGUCGCAGCUGUCGCCGCAGACGCCCUCCCAGACGCCGCCCCGUGGCACGCCCACCGUCAUAAUGGGCGAGAGCUGCGGGGUGCGCACCAUGGUCUGGGGCUACGAGCCACCGCCGCCCUCGGCGGGUCAGACCCACGGCCAGCACCCGCAGCAGCAGCAGCAGUCGCCCCACCACCAGCCGCAGCAGCAGCAGCAGCAGCAACAGCAGCAGUCACAGCAGCAACAGCAGCAGCAGCAGGCGCAGCAGCAACAGACGCUGGGCCAGCAGCAGCACUGCCUCUCCUCGCCCUCGGCGGGCUCACUGACGCCAUCCUCCUCCUCCGGCGGCGGUUCGGUGUCUGGCGGCGGAGUGGGCGGACCACUCACGCCCUCGUCGGUGGCGCCGCAGAACAACGAGGAGGCCGCCCAGCUGCUGCUCUCCCUGGGACAGACGCGCAUCCAGGACAUGAGAGCGCGGCCACACCCCUUCCGCACACCGCACGCCCUCAACAUGGAGCGACUGUGGGCGGGCGACUACUCGCAACUGCCGCCCGGCCAGCUGCAGGCCCUGAAUCUCAGUGCCCAGCAGCAGCAGUGGGGCAGCAGCAACUCCACGGGCCUCGGCGGCGUAGGCGGCGGCCUGGGCGGACGCAGCCUGGAGGCGCCGCACGAGCCGACCGACGAAGACGAACAGCCGCUCGUGUGCAUGAUCUGCGAGGACAAGGCCACCGGCCUGCACUACGGCAUCAUCACCUGCGAGGGGUGCAAGGGCUUCUUCAAGCGGACGGUGCAGAACCGACGAGUCUACACCUGCGUGGCGGACGGCACCUGCGAGAUAACCAAAGCACAGCGCAACCGUUGUCAGUAUUGUCGAUUUAAGAAGUGCAUCGAGCAGGGCAUGGUGCUGCAAGCCGUUCGCGAGGAUCGCAUGCCGGGCGGUCGCAACAGUGGCGCCGUCUACAAUUUGUACAAGGUGAAGUACAAGAAGCACAAGAAGACCAACCAGAAGCAGCAGCAGCAGCAGCAGGCCGCCCAGCAGCAGCAGCAACAGGCGGCGGCGCAGCAGCAGCACCAGCAGCAGCAGCAGCAUCAGCAGCACCAGCAGCAUCAGCAGCAGCAAUUGCACUCGCCGCUGCACCAUCACCACCACCAGGGUCACCAGUCGCACCAGUCGCACCACGCGCAGCAGCAGCACCACCCGCAGCUGUCGCCGCACCACCUGCUGUCGCCGCAGCAGCAGCAACUUGCCGCCGCGGUGGCAGCCGCUGCGCAGCACCAGCAGCAACAGCAGCAACAGCAGCAGCAGCAGCAGGCCAAGCUGAUGGGCGGCGUGGUGGACAUGAAGCCCAUGUUCCUUGGUCCCGCUUUGAAGCCGGAGUUGCUGCAAGCACCUCCCAUGCACAGUCCGGCACAGCAACAGCAGCAGCAGCAGUCCUCGCCGCAUCUCUCGCUCAGCUCGCCGCACCAGCAACAGCAGCAGCAGCAGCAGCAGGGACAGCACCAAAACCACCACCAGCAACAAGGCGGUGGUGGCGGAGGAGCUGGUGGAGGAGCCCAACUGCCGCCGCACCUGGUUAACGGAACGAUACUGAAAACGGCCCUGACCAAUCCCAGCGAGAUUGUGCAUCUGCGCCACCGCCUCGACUCGGCGGUCAGUUCGUCCAAGGACCGACAGAUCUCGUACGAGCACGCCUUAGGCAUGAUCCAGACGCUGAUCGACUGCGACGCAAUGGAGGACAUAGCCACACUGCCGCACUUCAGCGAGUUCCUCGAGGACAAGUCGGAGAUCAGCGAGAAACUGUGCAACAUCGGCGAUUCCAUAGUUCACAAGCUGGUGUCGUGGACAAAGAAGUUGCCCUUCUACCUGGAGAUACCGGUGGAGAUACACACCAAACUACUGACGGACAAGUGGCACGAGAUCCUUAUCCUGACCACGGCCGCCUACCAGGCGUUGCAUGGUAAGCGGCGCGGCGAGAGCGGUGGCGGUGGCGGAGGCGGAGGCGGAGGCAGCAGGCAUGGGUCGCCGGCGUCAACUCCACUGACCACGCCCACCGGCACGCCGUUGAACACGCCGAUACCCUCGCCCGCCCAGCCACUGCACAAGGACGAUCCGGAGUUUGUCAGCGAGGUGAACUCGCACCUGAGCACCCUGCAGACCUGCUUGACCACGCUGAUGGGCCAGCCGAUAGCGAUGGAGCAGCUGAAGCUGGACGUCGGGCACAUGGUGGACAAGAUGACGCAGAUCACCAUCAUGUUCCGGCGAAUCAAGCUCAAGAUGGAGGAGUACGUCUGCCUGAAGGUCUACAUACUGCUGAACAAAGCAGAAGUGGAACUGGAGAGCAUCCAGGAGCGGUACGUCCAGGUGCUGCGAUCCUACCUGCAAAACUCCUCGCCGCAGAAUCCGCAGGCGAGGCUCAGCGAACUGCUCUCCCACAUACCAGAGAUUCAGGCUGCGGCCAGCCUGCUGCUCGAGAGCAAGAUGUUCUAUGUGCCCUUCGUGCUCAACUCGGCGAGCAUAAGGUAGCAGAUGCUUGAGCACGGAC
Molecule: messenger RNA, 6414 nt
Organism: Drosophila erecta
Lineage: Eukaryota; Metazoa; Arthropoda; Insecta; Diptera; Drosophilidae
Gene: Hr4
Product: hormone receptor 4
Exons: 7
Coding region: 783-6395 (1870 amino acids)
Biological process (GO): regulation of DNA-templated transcription
Molecular function (GO): zinc ion binding; sequence-specific DNA binding; DNA-binding transcription factor activity
Source: RefSeq, a predicted model, not a curated record